UCAAGAUGGCGGAUUGAGUUCACUUCUCACUGUCAUGUGACAUCUUGCUCUGCCUGGUGAGCUACACGUGUGUAUGGAGAGGAGAGUGGGCAUUUCUUCAUAGUCUCUCUGGGACACUAUAAGGAAGAACCAUGUUUACAUCUAAGCUGCUAACCCUGGUCUUGGUUGUCCAGCCUCCGAGAAUUCUAUUGGGCAUGAAAAAGCGUGGGUUCGGUGUUGGUCUGUGGAAUGGCUUUGGUGGUAAAGUGCAAACAGGAGAAACAAUAGAAGAAGCUGCAAAGAGGGAGCUUUGGGAAGAAAGCGGUCUUACAGUGAAGACUCUCGAGAAAAUUGGUGAAAUUAAGUUUGAAUUUGUUGGCAGCACUGAACUCCUGGAUGUACAUGUGUUCCGCGCAGAUAACUUUACUGGUGAACCUACCGAGAGCGAUGAAAUGCGGCCUCAGUGGUUUGACUUAGAGAAAAUACCAUUCGAUGGGAUGUGGCCAGAUGACAUCUAUUGGUUUCCUCUUCUUCUCCAGAAAAAGAAAUUCCUUGGCUAUUUCAAGUUUGAAGGCCAUGACAAAAUUCUCAACUACACCUUGGAAGAAGUUGAAGAUGUUUGACAACAAAUUCAAGGAUAAUUAUACUUUUCCAUACAACCCAUCCAUUCAAAUGAAGAUCAUCUUGUAUGUGGAGCACCUUAAUAGUUUUUAGAGUUAAAAUUUUAGUUUAGUUUUAUUUUACAUAAAAUUUGACUUAGUCUGUAAGCUCUUGUUGGACCUGGAUGGUAUCCCAGACUAUAUGCACCCUGUACAUACUGUUAUCGAGCAAUUUGACAAUAGUUCAAUUGAAUACAUCAGCUAAACGGUUUCAA
Messenger RNA from Pelobates fuscus (common spadefoot toad), 853 nucleotides. It is a transcript of the gene NUDT1, whose product is annotated as nudix hydrolase 1. Gene Ontology annotation, molecular function: 8-oxo-7,8-dihydroguanosine triphosphate pyrophosphatase activity. Gene Ontology annotation, biological process: DNA protection. The coding region runs from base 132 to 602 and encodes 156 amino acids. The transcript has 4 exons. The record is from RefSeq and is a predicted model, not a curated record. NCBI's taxonomy places the organism in Eukaryota, Metazoa, Chordata, Amphibia, Anura, Pelobatidae.